UAGAAUAAAAAAAAGAUAAAUCAAAAUGGCAUUACUAUUUUGCCACCUAACCCCUCACUCUCUUCUUCACUUCUCUUCCAAAAUCCCACCUUUCAAAACUACAAAUGCUCGCUUUUCUUUCUCUGUAAUGGCUUCCUCUGCUAAAAAGGUGUUGCUGCCUAUCGCCAAUGGAACGGAGCCGAUGGAAGCGGUGGUAACCAUUGAUGUGAUAAGGAGAUCAGGCGCCGACGUCACUGUCACCUCCGUCGAGAACAAUCAGCUCAAAGUUGACGCCUGCCAUGGCGUUAAGAUCGUCGCCGAUGCUCUCAUUUCGGAUUUCUCCGUAGACGACGCCGUUUUCGACCUCAUUGCUCUCCCUGGAGGGAUGCCAGGUGCUUCAAAUUUUAAAAACUGUGGAGCUUUGGAAAGUAUGGUAAAGAAGCAGGCUGCAGAUGGGCGGUUUUAUGCUGCAGUUUGUGCUUCUCCUGCCGUGGCGUUUGCCUCAUGGGGUGUGCUAAAGGGAUUGAAAGCUACUUGUUAUCCAGCGUUUAUGGAGCAACUUCAGUCUUCUGCUAUGGCUGUUGAAUCCAGAGUACAGCAAGAUGGCAUAGUUGUGACAAGUCGUGGACCUGGUACUACGAUGGAGUUUGCCGUUGCACUGGUUGAGCAAUUGUAUGGGAAAGAAAAAGCUAAUGAAGUUUCUGGGCCAUUGGUGAUGCGUGCAAACCAUGGGGACGAAUAUACCAUAAAGGAGAUAAACCCAGUGGAGUGGACAUUUAACAAUGCUCCUCGGAUUCUUGUGCCGAUAGCAAAUGGUACAGAAGAAAUGGAAGCUGUAAUGAUCAUUGACAUACUACGACGAGCUAAAGCUAAUGUUAUAGUGGCCUCUGUUGAGGACAACUUAGAAAUUCUGGCUUCUCGUAAAGUUAAACUGGAGGCAGAUGUGCUUCUUGACGAGGCUGCAAAACUUUCAUAUGAUCUAAUUGUCUUACCUGGUGGGUUGGGUGGCGCUGAGGCAUUUGCAAAGUCAGAAAAGCUGGUUAACAUGCUAAAGAAGCAGAGAGAGUCAAAUCGGCCAUAUGGAGCAAUAUGUGCAUCUCCAGCUUUAGUGUUGGAACCUCAUGGUUUACUCAAGGGUAAAAAAGCCACAGCAUUUCCAGCGAUGUGCGACAAGCUGUCUGACAAGAGUGAAAUUGAGAACAGAGUUAUAGUUGACGGCAACCUCAUCACUAGCAGAGGCCCCGGAACAUCAAUGGAGUUUGCCCUAGCCAUAGUCGAGAAAUUUUUUGGACGCCAAAAAGCGCUAGAGCUUGCAAAGAUUAUGCUUUUUACACACCCUUAAAAAUUUUGUACGUCUGUCGCAGGUCUAUGCUGUUUUUCUGCUAAACCUAUUUUGAGAGGGACACUGGAUUCGAAUGUUUGAUGUGAAUUCAGAUCAUGUAUACUAGUUUGUGUAUAAAUAAUGCGUCGUUUUAAAGGAAUGUGAUUACGAUACUCAAGUUUCUGAUA
Mercurialis annua (annual mercury) is the source of this 1488-nucleotide messenger RNA. RefSeq names its product protein DJ-1 homolog B-like. Gene Ontology annotation, cellular component: nucleus; cytosol. The coding region runs from base 26 to 1321 and encodes 431 amino acids. The record is from RefSeq and is a predicted model, not a curated record. Gene Ontology annotation, biological process: protein deglycation, glyoxal removal; guanine deglycation, glyoxal removal. The transcript is spliced from 8 exons. Gene Ontology annotation, molecular function: protein deglycase activity. NCBI's taxonomy places the organism in Eukaryota, Viridiplantae, Streptophyta, Magnoliopsida, Malpighiales, Euphorbiaceae.